Molecule: messenger RNA, 1635 nt
Organism: Cucurbitaria berberidis CBS 394.84
Lineage: Eukaryota; Fungi; Ascomycota; Dothideomycetes; Pleosporales; Cucurbitariaceae
Product: S-adenosyl-L-methionine-dependent methyltransferase
Exons: 3
Coding region: 194-1456 (420 amino acids)
Biological process (GO): tRNA methylation
Cellular component (GO): tRNA (m1A) methyltransferase complex
Source: RefSeq, a predicted model, not a curated record
GCGAAGAGGACGAGAAUGGCCAUUACAGACAUAGUCCGAAAUUUCCUAGGGCGUUUGUUACCGCUUCCAAUCAAAGAUCAUAUGCGUCUGCUCCUACUGUAGGUAUUCGCUAAGCACUCUCGGCCGCUGUCUCGCCUCGUCCCUCGGAAGUGCCGUCUCCUCCGCAUCUGCAUCGCAUCCCUAACGCAUAGCUAUGCGACAUCACUGCCUACGACUGCUAAGACGUCCUGCUCUCCAGCGACCAUGCACUGCGCGACCCUUUACAAGUAGUUCCUGCCUGCGCCGCGUUUACCAAGAAGGGGACGUUGUGCUCCUCCGCGAUAAGAAAAGCUCACAUGACGGUACCCUCAUAAAACUGCACGCCGAAAAGAGUACAGGAACGCACAGAGGCGUCAUCACGCAUGCAGACAUCAUUGGGAAAGGGCCACGGCAGACAGUCCGGUCGAGCAAAGGCCCCGAAUUCCGUAUCCAUGAGCCCACGUUAGCAGAAUAUGUCCGAUUGACACCGCGUCUUGUUACUCCUAUAUACCCCGCCGAUUCAAAUCUCAUAGUGUCAUUGCUUGACAUUCACGUCGAUACCCCCUCCAGCGGACUGAACUCUGAGCCACCACUGGAGAUCCUCGAAGCUGGCACAGGCCAUGGGGCGCUGACGCUGCACCUCUCGCGGGCCAUACACGCUGCCAACCCACCAAUGCCCCGCACACCAUCCUAUGCCAGCACCCAAGAGGAGGAACCCGAGGACGCUAUAUACCUGGGAGAAUCUUUGUCAGACUUACACGGGUCUGCACUUGAGACAUGGAAGGCGAACCGACGUGCGGUCAUACAUACACUAGACAUAUCUGGCAAGCACUCGCACCAGGCGCGCAAGAUCGUCGAAGGCUUCCGCGCCGGCAUAUACGCAGGCAACAUCAACUUUCAUGUCGGAGACGUGUCGGAGUGGAUUGCUAGACAAAAGGCAUCAAGGAAGACUGACGAGCCUUUCUUGACGCAUGUCUUCCUAGAUCUUCCCGGUGCGAACAAUCACUUGGCCAACGUAGCGCCAGCACUACACGUAAACGGGCUACUCGCCGUGUUCAACCCAAGCAUCACCCAAAUUGCGGAAUGUGUAGAAACGAUCCGCGAGCAAAGGAUGCCGUACCUACUGGACCAGGUUGUUGAGCUCGGCGCUGGUACCAUUCGCGAAUGGGACGUUCGUGCAGUCAGACCAAGGGCGACCCUCAGGAAGGCUGACAUUAAGGAAUCAUCCGAGUCGUCGAGCGAGGACGCUAUUGAUCCGGUCAAAGGCCAAGAAGAAAGAGACAAGGAACUAGAGGAGGAUUUGGACAAGCAGGAAGAGAAGUGGGCUAUGGUGUGCCGUCCCAAGGCUGGCCAGCAAGUUGUUGGAGGAGGCUUCUUGGGGCUUUGGAGACGCAUGGAGACGGCUGCAGUUAAAGAGCAGGGCGAGGAGAAUAGCUAGAUAUUGGAGAAUGUGUCUCGAAUCGUUUAGCUUACAUAACAUAUACAAAUGUCUUUCACGAGAACAACGACUUCCUUAACCUGCGAUCUACUGGAUUUGGGGCAUACCUACCAACGUGUCUGGUCAAGCCUUCUUGAAGUCUUGCUACUUCAAGGGCAGAAAUGCACACAUAUCUAGGC